Messenger RNA from Cercocebus atys (sooty mangabey), 782 nucleotides. Its product is annotated as Golgi to ER traffic protein 4 homolog. The transcript is spliced from 3 exons. Gene Ontology annotation, molecular function: protein binding. Bases 72 to 431 code for a protein of 119 amino acids. Gene Ontology annotation, cellular component: cytosol; BAT3 complex. The record is from RefSeq and is a predicted model, not a curated record. Lineage: Eukaryota; Metazoa; Chordata; Mammalia; Primates; Cercopithecidae. Gene Ontology annotation, biological process: protein insertion into ER membrane.
GAAGAUGAGCCGGGAGUGUGGUGGCGAGAGCGUGGGGGUGCGGCUCACGGUCUCCUCUCUGUGGCAGGUACAUGUCCCAGAGCAAGCACGCGGAGGCCCGGGAGCUCAUGUACUCGGGAGCCCUGCUGUUCUUCAGCCAUGGCCAGCAAAACAGCGCAGCAGACUUGUCCAUGCUUGUCCUGGAGUCCCUGGAGAAGGCAGAAGUGGAGGUGGCCGACGAGCUGCUGGAAAAUCUGGCUAAAGUGUUCAGUCUGAUGGACCCCAACUCUCCUGAGCGCGUGGCCUUUGUGUCCAGAGCCCUGAAGUGGUCCAGUGGAGGCUCCGGGAAGCUGGGCCACCCCCGGCUGCACCAGCUGCUGGCCCUCACCCUGUGGAAAGGUAGGUCUGGGGCCAGGGCGGGCGUGGGCCCCUCUCUGCUCUCACGGUGUUGAUAUGCACUAUGCAUUCCAGUCCAUCAGGGUCGCCCACUGGGGCAGGGGUGGGGUUUCACCCUGUGGUCAUGUGGGUCGGUCCAUGGAGGCCCGUGCACCAUGCCAAGCCCCCGAUCAGAUCCACUGCCCCGAGAAGCUGCAAGACGGGGGGCAGGCGACCGCCUCUCCAGGCCUUCCCGUGUGAUGUUCUGACCCUCAAGGAGGCAGCCGCACCCUCACAGGGCCUACACGUGCUGCUGCUCCUUUCUGGAACGUUCUUUCCAGCGCUGGGAUGAUGCCAUGCCUUGUUUUUCUCCUUUACACUGACCUCAUCUUCUGAUGAAGCCUUUGCGGGGAUUAAUCACCCUGUGG